Molecule: messenger RNA, 1377 nt
Organism: Notechis scutatus (mainland tiger snake)
Lineage: Eukaryota; Metazoa; Chordata; Lepidosauria; Squamata; Elapidae
Source: RefSeq, a predicted model, not a curated record
AUGAGGAGGUGCGGCGGCGGGGAGGCGGCGGCAGCGGCGGAGGAGCUGGAGACGGAGGGCGAGAGGCAGCUGAAGCGGCUGCUGCGCCACCAGCUGGACACGGCGGCGUCGCUCGAGCAGUGUGUGGCCAAGCGGCACCGCUUCGCGCCGGCGGCCGUGUACCGGCCCUUCGGGGAGGAGGCCGCUGGCGCCCGCACUCUGCCGGAGUUCCGGGCCCUGCAGGAGAGCAGCGGGGAAGCGGCCUCCCUGCAGGAGCUGGGCCUCUCCGACGCCGAGAUCCGCCUGUGGAGGCAGCGGGCCCAGAAGGGCCCUGGGCUUGGGGCAGCCCCGGAGGCCACUCGGGACAGGAUCCGAGCCAUCCAGGAAAAGAUUGCGGAGCGCCAGCGCAUCCUCUCCCUGCCGCAGCACUUUGCGGGCAGCAAGUCACUCAGCAGGCGUGAGAUGGAGAUUGAGAACGCCCUUUUCCAGGGAGCAGACCGCCAUCCCUUUCUGCGGAUGUUGUAUCGGCCAGAUGAAGCUCAGCCAAAGGUGGCUUCUGGGAUGGGCCCAACGUCUCAGCUCGACGUGGUUUAUCAGCAGCUCCUGAGCGAACCCUUGCCAAGCCAGAGACCACUGGAACCACUAAAGUCUUCCCAGAAGGCACCUGGUUCAUCUUGCUCUACCCCCUUCAGCAGCCUUGGAGCAGCAGCUGCACCAGCUGUGGAGCCUGUGAUGGUGACGGAGCCUGUAGCGUGUGUGCCAGAAGAGGAGAUUCUCCGGAGCCGCCUUUCCAGGGAAGAAAUCCGCCGGAUCCCCAGAUUUUCCUCCUAUAGCCCAGGGGAGCCAAGCAAGGGGCUGUACAUGAAAAAUCUGAGUCGCAACGCUACAGUGAAGGACCUGCUGCCCUUGUUCUCCCGCUUCCAAGAGAAGGAUGCCCCCCCUCUUCGUUUGCGCCUGCUGAGCGGCCGCAUGAGAGGCCAGGCCUUCCUCACCUUUCCCAAGCCAUCAGAUGGAUACUUAAAGUAGUUCUGGCUAACUGGGAGUGGAAGAUGCUUGCUUUGUUUCAGAAAGAGCCCGGGUCUUGGGCAUGCAAGAUGGGUCCUUUACCCCCCAGUGUGCAUCAAGAAUGACCCUUGGGGGAGAAGAGUGGCAGCCCAAGGCCCAGUUGGGGGUUGGAGCUCUGCUUCACACCUCUCUGAAGUAAAAGUAAGGAGCAGGAGGAGUGGGGCGUCCUGCCUGCCAGAGUCGAGGAGGCCCAUGGGGGGGUGGGGGUAGAGCUGACAGGGAAGCCCAUUAUCUCUUCUUCCACUCCCAGAGCAGGGCUAAACGAAGGAGGCUGGCCUGCUGGUCUGUUUUAGAAUAGAAUAGAAUUCUUUAUUGGCCAAGUAUGAUUGGACA